CCCUUCCCCAGUUUAUAUACCCCUCAAUCCCUCCUUCUUCCACAGGAAGCACCGGCCUCAAAAACAGAGCACGGAAACAGAGAGGAUGACCUCUGUUUGCAUCUCUAACUGCGUCAACGACGCACGAGACCCACGUGUUCCGGUGAGAGCCACGUAUGUGAACCUCUACAAGUGGCCGGAAUCGGACGCCGAGUUCGUGAGGUCUGUGAGCCACAACCGACGGAGAGGAUCGCAGGUGUAUGGACACCCCAGGGUGGUGGAUAGUAUCUCCUGCAGGCAGAUGUAUCUGAGAAGCUACAAAUUUUCCCGGAAAGAGAGCAUGCCGGAGAAAACCCAGAAGUGCUUCGGGAGGGUGAAGGAGAAAGUGGGUCAGGGGAAGAAGAAUAAGCCCGCUUCGUCCAGGAAAAGGAAGUGUUUGGUUUGGAGGAAAGUGAAGGAAAUCUCAUGCUCUGCUCUGUUUCGGAUUUUCCACAGGUUCUUGUCUUGUGCUGCUAGCGUAGAUGUCGUCGAUGAAAAGGAUUGACUUUGCUUAAUUUAAGGUUGCAACUCGUAAUUUUGCUUGUUUGUUUUCUUCUAUUUAUGAUCAAUCGAGAGAGUAUAAUUAUAUUAUAUAUUUGUUUAUGAAUGCGUGGAUGUAAGAAAAUGCACAGUAGGAAUGUUAAAGACAAGCACGAGCCUCUUCCUUCCCCAAUGUAUAUUUAUUAAAUUUUGACGUUUUGUAUCAAGCAAAUAUGGCCUGUCUUCUUCUUUCUUCCCAUUCAUUUCGCAAUCAAGAAUCGUUGGCAUAUAAAUUCAACUGU
Neltuma alba is the source of this 800-nucleotide messenger RNA. RefSeq lists its product as uncharacterized. The transcript has a single exon. The record is from RefSeq and is a predicted model, not a curated record. Lineage: Eukaryota; Viridiplantae; Streptophyta; Magnoliopsida; Fabales; Fabaceae. Bases 86 to 523 code for a protein of 145 amino acids.